Molecule: messenger RNA, 1461 nt
Organism: Lytechinus pictus (painted urchin)
Lineage: Eukaryota; Metazoa; Echinodermata; Echinoidea; Temnopleuroida; Toxopneustidae
Exons: 1
Coding region: 1-1461 (486 amino acids)
Source: RefSeq, a predicted model, not a curated record
AUGUAUGAAGUAAAAGAUGGUGUGAUUGAUGAUGGCCCUAAGGAUGAAAUGAUGGAUGGUGCCAUUGAUGAUGACCCCAAGGAUAAAGUGAUAGAUGGUGUCAUUGAUGAUGAACCUAGAGAUGAAGUGAUAGAUGGUGUCAUUGAUGAUGACCCUAAGAUUGAAGUAAUAGAUGAUGGGAUUGAUGUUGUUUCAAUGUAUGAAGUAAAAGAUGGUGUGAUUGAUGAUGACCCCAAGGAUGAAGUGAUAGAUGGUGUCAUUGAUGAUGGCCCUAAGGAUGAAAUGAUGGAUGGUGCCAUUGAUGAUGACCCCAAGGAUGAAGUGAUAGAUGGUGUCAUUGAUGAUGACCCUAAGGUUGAAGUACUAGAUGGUGUCAUUGAUGAUGACCCCAAGAAUGAAGUGCUAGAUGUUGUCAUUGAUGACGACCCCAAUAAUGAAGUGAUAGAUGGUGUCAUUGAUGAUGACCCUAAGGUUGAAGUACUAGAUGGUGUCAUUGAUGAUGACCCUAAGGUUGAAGUAAUAGAUGGUGUGAUUGAUGCUGUUUCAAUGUAUGAAGUGAUAGAUGGUAUCAUUGAUGAUGACCCCAAGGAUGAAGUGAUAGAUGGUGUCAUUGAUGAUGAACCUAGAGAUGAAGUGAUAGAUGGUAUCAUUGAUGUUGUUUCAGUUAUUGAACUUGUAGAUGUCAUUAAAUUUGUUUCAGUCAUUGAGGUUGUAGAUGGUAUUAUUGAUGUUGUCUCAGUAAUUGAAGUAGUAGAUGCUGUCAUUGAAGUUGUCUCAGUAAUUGACGAAGUAGAUUGUGUCAUUGAAGAUGUUUCAAUCAUUGAAGUUGCAGAUGGUGUCAUUGAAGUUGAUUCAGUUAUUGAACUUGUAGAUGUCAUUAAAUUUGUUUCAGUCAUUGAGGUUGUAGAUGGUAUUAUUGAUGUUGUCUCAGUAAUUGAAGUAGUAGAUGCUGUCAUUGAAGUUGUCUCAGUAAUUGACGAAGUAGAUUGUGUCAUUGAAGAUGUUUCAGUAAUUGAAGUUGAAGAUAGUGUCAUUGACGUUGUUGAAGGUAUUAUAGACGAUGUUGCACUAAUUGAAUUUGUAGAAGGUGUUAUAGACGUUGUCUCAGUCAUUGAAGUUGUAGAUGGUGUGAUUGAUGUUGUAUCAGUGAUUGAAUUUGCAGACGAUGUUAUCGAUGCUGAUUCAGAGGAGGAGGAAACAAAUGACAUCAUUGAUGAUGUCACUGUAGUCGAAGAUGUAGAUGUUGCUACUGAGGUGGCAGACGGUGUCAUUGAUGUCGUGGUUGCCGUAGCAGUUUGCGUUAAAGUAUCGGUUGUCACCAUGAAAGAUGAUAUUGGCGUAGCAGUUGAUGAUAUGCUAGUUGAGGUCGCUGAAGAUGCUGCAGCUGUCGCUGUGGUAGAUGACGUUGGCAUUAGGGUUGUUGCCGUAGUUUCUAUGUUGGAAAUCCGAAAAUUCAGGUAA